AUGGCCUUAUCACUUCUCGGAUCAUUAUCCAAACUCGAUAUUGAGAAGACUGUUGGGUACAUACGAAAGUGUAGGAACUUCGAUGGUGGCUUUGGCCCUUGCGAAGGCGGCGAAGCCAUGCUGCUCAAGGUCAAUAUCUAUGUUUGUCUGGGAACGCUCGCUAUAUUAGACAAAUUAGAUGAGGUUGACCAGUCGACGCUGGGCUGGUGGCUUGCCGAACGUCAGUUACCGAAUGGAGGGCUGAAUGGGCGACCAGAGAAACUAGAGGAUGUAUGCUAUAGCUUUUGGGUUCUAUCAUCACUCGCAAUUAUUCGCAGACUUCAUUGGAUUGAUUCUGAGGCAUUAACAAAGUUCAUCCUGUCCGCUCAAGAUCCAGAGAGUGGUGGGAUAGCGGAUCGACCAGGUGAUAUGGCCGAUGUAUUCCACACCGUCUUUGGGGUGGCUGGAUUAUCAUUGCUCGGCUAUCCUGGCCUUGUGGACCUUGAUCCGGUGUAUUGCAUGCCCGCUGCAAUUAUUGAGAAGCUCGGCCUGCGUAAAGAUUGGCGUGCAUUGCCCAGGCGCUCCUGA
Messenger RNA from Rhizoctonia solani, 567 nucleotides. Its product is annotated as terpenoid cyclase. Gene Ontology annotation, biological process: protein geranylgeranylation. Lineage: Eukaryota; Fungi; Basidiomycota; Agaricomycetes; Cantharellales; Ceratobasidiaceae. Gene Ontology annotation, cellular component: Rab-protein geranylgeranyltransferase complex. Bases 1 to 567 code for a protein of 188 amino acids. The record is from RefSeq and is a predicted model, not a curated record. Gene Ontology annotation, molecular function: Rab geranylgeranyltransferase activity. The transcript has 5 exons.